AUGAGCAGGAAGCGCGCACACAGGCGUGCGAAGAGACGCGCGGAGCAAGCCGGAGGCACCUGGUACAGAGGUAGUUGGCACAGUGCCGUUGCACUGGGCGUUGCACCGACCACCGGACGACCAAAUCAGCCAACUGCUACUGUGAAAUCACCGCCUUGUGGCCGAGCUCGACCGCGACUUAAAGUGAUGAGCUACAACAUCGGGGGAUUCACAUCGGAGGUCUAUGACACCUUCGUGGACUGGCUGGAUACAAGAUGCCAGGCGGAUUUAGUCCUCGUACAGGAGACUCACUGGGGACUUGGCAAAGAGGAACGAAGAUGGCUGCUGCCUAACUGGCUGGUGAUUUCGUCGCCAAAUGCUGGCAACCGCUACAGUGGAGUGGCGGUCUUUGCCCGUCGCAGUGUGUUUGAAGACAACCAGAUGAGCCAUGUCAUAUGGAUUCCUGGGCGACUGCUGCAUGUUCGCUACGACUCUCCACGAGCGAAACUAGACAUUGUCGUGGGCUAUCAAACAGUGCGACAGAAGGCAAGCGAUGUCAAAACACAACAACGACGGCACGCUUUCUGGACCAAACUUGGGCUGCUACUUCAGGGCAUACCUGCCCGGAACGUCCUGGUUCUGGGAGCCGACCUCAACACGGCCUGUCGACCUUUACCCGGGCUGAAUGGUCGUGGUGUUCUGAAAGCAACCAGGAGUCCCGAUGAAGAACUGGAGGAGCUACAGAGAGUGAGUCAGUUGGUCACCCUGAACACAUGGGGUAGGGCCAAUCCUGGCAAAAGCCGCACGUUUGAGAAUGGCGAGACUGCCUCGCAGAUAGACUUCGUCUGCACGUGGAGACAUUUUGCGGAUACGGAGGCCAGGCAAUCUUGCCCCCUGGCACUUGAUCUGGUGCCUUGGCGUAACGGACCGAAACAUUUUCCGGUGAUGGCUAGCAUUCCUUGGAUUCAGGGCUGGAAGCUUCGGGCUAAGCGAGUGACUAAGCCAGGGAUCUCUAAGAGGGAUCUACUGCAAGCAAUCCAGCACCAACAUCCCUCUGCAAGUGAACUGCGUGUACAUCUGACCUCAGCGAUUGUGGAGCUUGGACCAAAUGGCACGAUUGAGGAGCUCAACACCAAAGUGCUGCCUGUCUGCCAGCGCCUGUUCCCGUCGCGACGGAAGCCGACGAGGCACGCACAGUCGUCAGCUGAUAAGCAGGUCAAACAAUGCAUAGAUGACAUGUGGCAUGCGCACUCUCGCCUGGCGGUCCCUGGACCGCGCAUGUCCUUUAUGCGCUGUGCUGAGGUGGUACGCAGGAGGGCCACGUUUCAAGCGGCUAGCAAAGCACUGAAAGCAGCCAGUAAGAUGAAGCGUCGAGAAUGGUUCGAUGCUCAACUAGAAAGGGCGGAACAUGCUGCCUCCAGGCAUGACUUGAGUGCGGUGUAUGCUGUAAUCAAUAUCCUUGCUCCCAAACGGAAAGUUGAUAAAGUCCGCAUCCGUUCUGAACAAGGGCAUCUUCUUAGUGUUGAGCAAGAAUUUCGCGAUAUCUACAGCUACUUUCAAACUGCCUUUAGUCGUGAAGUGGAGUACAGCCUGCCAGACUGUCCUGCGCCGCUAGUCUUUUCCGAGGAAGAGAUAUGGCAGGCUAUUCGAGGUCUCAAAGGAGGGAAAGCCGUACCAUCUAGUAGUCUGCCUGCGGAUGUUUGGAAAAUGGCACCGGUAGAGCUGUCAAAUCUGUGCAUGGGCAUCUUCAACCGAAGCUCUACGGAAGGAAACAGGUUCCCCUCAGAGACCACGGACUGCCAGCUCACGCUUCUGCCGAAGCCGGGCAAACAAAGCCGUCGUCCCAAAGACCUUAGGCCCCUUGGAAUCCAAGACCCCAGCAGCAAGGUUCUUGCCAAUGUCCUUAAGGCUAGGGUUCUAGAGGAGAUAGGCCCCUUCCUUUUAGAAAGGCCCCAGUUUGCCUACUGCCCAGGGAAAGCCAUAGAUGGUGCUCUUAGUCGGGUAGCUGCGCAUUGCACCAGAGUCAGGGAACGACUGCAGCAGGGAUCUCUAAGCGUGCAUGCCCGCCGGGAAGGCCAGCGGACUAGUGGUUCCUUUGGGGGUCUUAUGCUUAGUCUUGACAUGAGUCGUGCAUUUGAUGAGAUACCUAGGCGAAUGCUGGAAAAAGCUUUAGUGCACGCCGGCCUUUCUGAUGAACUGUGCCACGCCAUUUUGUCUUUGCAUGAACAGUGCAAGUACGAGGUCCGUCAUGAAGCCUACACAGGGGUAUUCGACAUGAAACGCGGAGUCAGACAGGGGUGCUCACUCGCACCCCUGCUGUUCGCUGUCUUCAGCUGCUGGAUCUACGACGUGAUUACCCUUCAUACGGAUUCGUGCUGGGCCGACCGGCUCAUGACUCUGUUUGCAGAUGAUAGCCACCUUGCCUUUGAAAUUGAAACCCUAGAGGACCUCAUUAGUGCCCAGCGAAUCAUUAGGACGGUGUUUAAGGUUCUUAAGGAUUCGGGGAUGCAGCUUAAUCCCAGUAAAUCUCGGGUAGUCUUGGGUCUCAGAGGCAGUGCGGCUCGCAGGUGGAUCCGCAAACACACCUGCUAUGUGGACGGCUCACCCGUCUUGAGUCUGGGCACGCCUGCGGAGCCUCUGUUAAUCCCCCAGGUUCCCUCUAUGGUUUAUCUAGGCAUAGUGGUGUCCUAUACCCGAUUCGAGAUGCAAACCCUCGCACAUCGCAUUCAGGCUGCAAUGCAUAACCGACAGAGGCUCCUCAAACUGUUGCACAGCAAAAGGAUUGCCGUCAAGAGUCGCGUCAGACUCUAUGCUGCCUGCAUCCGCAGUACGCUCUUCUAUGGGCUACAUGCAGUAGGCCUGCCCGAGGAUGUCCUGAGACGCGUGGAUGCCUUCGACUCUAGAUCCUUGCGAGCUAUCUCUAACUCCCCGGCCCACCUGACACAUGAGACUACAAUUCAUCUCCGGAAGCGCCUCGGGAUCCAAUCGCCACGGGACUAUUUUCUUGGGCUGCUCCAGCGACGUGUGCAGAGAAGCGGCGAUCCUGCCAGUAGGGAAAGAUUUCAGGCAAUACUUCUUAUGCUAGAGCAAACGGAUCUGCCGUCAGCCGCCGUGUCGGAGGAGGUCCCCCUCAUGGAGAGUGGUGGAGUCGCCUGUCGAGUGUGCGGUCAAAUUUUUAUUAACAGCCGUAUCAUGCGCUCGCACAAAGCUAGGAAGCACAAACUCCCAGCCCAGCCUUCCCCUAGUCCACCCACCGCAACUGCACCGCAGGACCCGCCUCACAAGCCUAGUGGAGAAGGAGUACUCGCAGCUACAACGUACAAUCUCUAUGCCACAGACGGGAUGCCCACGUGUAGACUGUGCGGAGCCACGUUCACCAGAGUGGAGGGUCUCAAGAAGCACAUCAAUAGGGGGUGUAAGGUUCUGGACACUCUGCCAGUUGCCUCCGAACAGACUGCAUUAGGAGAGGACCCCACCCAAGUAGAGGUCAAGGUAGCCUCUGCUGGGGAGGAGCUCGGGGAAACACAGGUCCCCACUCCUCACGGGGUCCAUCCGGCCGUUAUACCGGACGCGGAUCGGCCGUUGCUGCAAGUCCUGGAAUUUCAGCAAGCGCUUGAACAGGGAUGGCGUAGUGUGCUUCAAAAGCCCUCCUUCUGCUCCUCGCUGAGUCAGUACUGUGCAGUCUGCCAUCAAUGGAUCUCCACAGUGGGCCCGGGAUGCAAACAGCACUAUCGCACCAUGCAUGCACAAGAGUACGCUCUCGCUGCUGAUGCUGUGGCUCGUGCCUCCAGCCUUGGCCUAGUACCUGUGAGCCCCUGCCGCUAUUGCGGCCGCAAGUGCCUUGACCCUCGAAAGCAUCUUAAAGGCUGUGUGCCAGUCUUUCAGGCCUCCCUUGCUGGGCUUGUACAUGCCUCGCGACCCAAGGAGGACGAGAAGGAGAAGCGAGCAGCGGUCUCCAGGCAGGAGCUGAUGGCGGUCUUUGGAGCCAAACCAACCGAAGCCGAGAGGGACACCAAGGCGGCGGAGGGCCAGGAGGAAGAGGAUCGGAGGCGGAUGGAGAGCUCAGAAGCGGCACUGGGAGCAGGACAAGAACAAGCAAAGGUCCCAAUCACCCAGAUCGACCAAAAGCUGCAGCACUGGGUCACCACGAUGACCAGGGCGAUGCUCCGCCACGAGUCGGACCUUGCCCUUUACAGGGCAGAUACGGGCUUUGUGAUAUUCGUCGAUACGGGCGCCCACUCUUGCUUGCAGCAGCUCAAGGAUGCCAGCGCACGCUGGCAGGAGAUGUACACGCAAGGGAAGGUGACCAGUUCCUUGAAGCACUUCCUCAUGCCCCGCAUCUUCAAGACCCUUCGAGAGUCCAUGGAGGCCCUGCAAACGGACGAUGCGAAAGCCGCCCGGUGCAAGGAGGCGGGAUGGGUCAUCGAGGGCACCACAGCCAUGAACCCAGCGUGGAAAUAUCAUGUCUGGGAUCCGCAGCAGAAAAAGGAGAUCCAGGGGCCCACCGAUCCGAGAACUCACAUGGAGAUCUUGCAGGACCUGGAUGUGCUCCAGACUCGCCUGAUGGAGGAAGGGGUGCUGUUGCAGUUCAAGACCACAAAGGACCUCGAGACCCCGGACGCCGAGGUGAUCCCCUUCCUGGCUACCAUCAGCCUCAGGUCGCAGGCUGCGCAGGAGACCCACUUCAUCCUCUCGAGACUGGUCGGCUGCGCCUGCUGCAAACUGGUGGGGAUCCGCAUCAAGCCCCAGCGCGGCAAUCGCACGCAGAUGAGCCGCCAGGUGGAACAGGCAUACCUGGCGGUGGAUUUCUGCGAGUGGAGCAAUCGGGACCCGUGGUCCCGAGGACGGGCCUAG
Symbiodinium sp. CCMP2592 is the source of this 4833-nucleotide messenger RNA. Lineage: Eukaryota; Dinophyceae; Suessiales; Symbiodiniaceae. The record is from the annotation of a GenBank genome assembly.